GCAGGGGCCGGCGGUUGCCAAAGACAUGGGCCAGGCCGGAGAGCGGCGGCGCGGAGCGUGGCGGCUCUCGGGCGGGGAGAGGGAGAGAGAAGGAGGCAAAAUGGCGGCGGCGGCGGUUGACGUCGCCGCGGUGAAACUGCGAGUGGGCUCCGAAGUGAGGGUCACAGUGGAUCACAUCAUCGAGGACGCGCUGGUGGUCUCCCUGCGCUUCGAGGAGAAACUCUUCUCAGGGGUUUUAAUGGACGUUUCUAGAAGGUUUGGUCCAUAUGGAAUUCCUGUGACUGUGCUGCCAAAAAGGGAAUACAAGAAUAAAGCUGACUGGCUGCAUCUUCAGCAUGAUCCAUUCCAGCAGAGUUCUAAACCUCCAGGUACUUGCUGUGAAGAGCCAUCUCAGGUACCCACCACAGAAGCUAGUGUGGCUGAAAGCCUGUGGACUACACCUGCACCAUUAUUUUAUGACGGGGUGCCCUAUCCUCCUCCUCUGUUUAUCAGAGAUACAUAUAACCAGUCUAUACCUCAACCCCCUCCAAGAAAGAUUAAGCGACCUAAGCGGAAAAUGUAUCGAGAAGAGUCUACUUCCAUAAUGAACUCUAUUAAACUUAGACCAAGGCAGGUGCUAUGUGACCGCUGCAAAAAUAGCAUUGCUACAGACAAAAAAGAAAUGAAAAGGGGUGGCAGCACAAACGACUCUACUCGAAAUGAAGAUAACAAGAAACGGAAAAAUGAUAGUAUGCCCACCGUGUCCAAAAGACUGAAAACAGACCAGAAAGUGGAAGGGAAAACCUUGUGUGAUAGCCACAAGCGAAAUGCUAUUAUCAAAAUUCCAAAUCUGCCUCCUGGCAAGGGCAAAGUAGUUAAAAUGUCUCAAGGACACAAUUCUAAAGUGCAGUUGAAUCCUAAAAAAGUACUGCAUAAUAAGAAUGCAGAACACAUGAAAGCCAGGGAAGUGUUGAAAAUGGCCAAAGAGAAAGUCCAAAGGAAACGGCAGCGGGAAGUUACCUCUUCCGGUAAUACCAUUCCAAAAGUUCAUUUCACACGGCGCUUUCAAACCACAAAUUCUGGCUCUCUUCCUCCGCGGAUUCGCUUAAAGCCGCAACGAUACAGGAAUGAAGAAAAUGAUGCUGCUUACAAGGCUGAACUUGAGAGAGUACGCAACUACAAGACAGCCUCCAAAUCACCGCCUAGCUGCACCUCCUCCCGUUCAGCAGGUGAGCAGCCUUCUGAAAAAGAUAGUCCCACAAAAGGGUUGGAACAGUCCACCACUGAUGAGAAUAAAGACACCAGGGAAAUAAAAUGGCCUUGUGAGCAGGAUGAAAAGCAGUUGGGGAAAAGGGGCAGCAGAGGCAAUAUAACUGUUUAUAUGACCUACAGUCAAAAUAAAUCUGACUCUUCCACCUUUUCAGUUUGUAGUAGUGAUAGCGCAGAUGAUCUAAAAUCCUCCAACUCAGAAUGUAGUUCUACUGAAACGUUUGACUUUCCUCCAGGCAGCAUGCAUGUACCUUCCUCCUCUUCUUCCUCCUCAAAAGAAGAGAAAAAACUCAAUAAUUCCUUGAAAGUGAAAAUCUUUACCAAAAAUGUCUCUAAAUGUGUGACUGCAGAUGGCAAGACCAUAUGUGUAGGGGACAUUGUUUGGGCCAAGAUUUACGGCUUCCCCUGGUGGCCGGCCCGCAUCCUUACUAUAACUGUUAGCCGGAAAGAUAAUGGCCUUUUAGUAAGGCAGGAGGCCAGAAUUUCAUGGUUUGGGUCCCCAACAACUUCUUUCCUGGCUCUUUCUCAAGUCUCCCCAUUUUUAGAAAACUUCCAGUCACGGUUUAACAAGAAGAGAAAAGGUCUUUACCGUAAGGCCAUCACAGAGGCAGCCAAGGCUGCAAAGCAGCUGACACCUGAGGUGCGGUCCCUGCUGACACAGUUUGAAACAUGAAAACAUCAAAGAAGCCCGACGACACUAAGGUACUGGCUGCUGUUUCCCCCUGAAAUCCACUACACUGUCACUUGUU
Messenger RNA from Callorhinchus milii (elephant shark), 1997 nucleotides. RefSeq names its product PWWP domain containing 2A (gene pwwp2a). Gene Ontology annotation, molecular function: histone binding; chromatin binding. The transcript has 4 exons. Gene Ontology annotation, cellular component: nucleus. The record is from RefSeq and is a predicted model, not a curated record. The coding region runs from base 26 to 1921 and encodes 631 amino acids. Lineage: Eukaryota; Metazoa; Chordata; Chondrichthyes; Chimaeriformes; Callorhinchidae.